ACGUUCCAGUGUUCGAAGACAGAUGUGGAACGCAUGUUUCAGAUCUAUGGACGGUUGGCGGGCAUAUCAAUGCAUAAGGGCUAUGCAUUUGUACAGUUCACAAAUCCGUUUGAUGCACGCAACGCUUGCCAUGGCGAGGAUGGGCGCACGGUGCUGAGCCAAACGUUGGAUGUCAAUAUGGUUGCUGAGCCCAAGCCACAUCAGAUCGGUAGAAAGCGACAGAAUGUGUCCAAAACUGGAAAUGAUUG
Molecule: messenger RNA, 248 nt
Organism: Rhagoletis pomonella (apple maggot)
Lineage: Eukaryota; Metazoa; Arthropoda; Insecta; Diptera; Tephritidae
Product: RNA-binding protein Raly-like
Exons: 3
Cellular component (GO): nucleus
Molecular function (GO): RNA binding
Source: RefSeq, a predicted model, not a curated record